Papaver somniferum (opium poppy) is the source of this 1005-nucleotide messenger RNA. RefSeq lists its product as uncharacterized. Lineage: Eukaryota; Viridiplantae; Streptophyta; Magnoliopsida; Ranunculales; Papaveraceae. The record is from RefSeq and is a predicted model, not a curated record. The coding region runs from base 118 to 1005 and encodes 295 amino acids. The transcript is spliced from 3 exons.
ACAUUUUCUUCCUCAUGUCGUUCAGUUUCAGAAGAGGGGAAAAAAUUGGCGAUUAACUGAAUCGCAAGGAUAGUUAGUAGUAUUUGAUUUUGGUUUAACUGAUUUAUUGUAUUGAAGAUGAACUCUAAUUAUUCAUCAAUGAUGACGACGGGAAAGGAAAAGGUGAUGUCCAGUGGUAACAUUGAUAAGGGAAAAAUCAGAUUUAGAGAUAUAAAUUGUUAUUGCAUUGAGAGUAAGAUUGAGUUUGCUUUCAAACAAUUAGAAAGAGAUAAGACCGGUUUGAGGAUAUUUUCGCAAAUGAUUCGGAGAAAGUUAUGUUUGGAAGAUAUAGAUGAUGUUAUUUUACUAUGGAUGUCAGAACAUGGAGUUCCAUGGACUCUAAAGAAUGAUCAUGCUUUCUUUUGGUUUUGGGAGAAUGCUGCAGUAAACAACAAUGGUUGUAUUCAGUUGCUUGUCAAGGUUCAGAAUCCAGAAUGGGAUAAGGAGCACACACCUAAGAAAACUGCACCAAAGUCACCUCAAGUGAGAAGAAGCCCAAGACUUGAAGGUAAGAAUAACAAAAGUGUAGGUGGUUCUAGUGCUAGGAAGUUGUUUGGGCAGGAUUGCUCACAACCUAUUCAAGCAAGUGUUGUUGGUGAUAACUUGAGAAGAGGAACAAGUAGCAAACCAGUUCUAGUAGAUGAGGAACCAGUGCAAGUAGAUGAUGAUUGGGAUGAGGACUAUUGGUUACAGAAAUUGAAAGAAAAUGAUGAGAUUGUAGUUCAACUUGAGAACAAAGAGGUGGAUGAGUGUCAUCCUGUAGAAGAUCCUGAAGCUGCAGCUGCAGCUGCUUAUAAUAGUGAUGAAGACAAUGAAGAUGCAAGUGAUGUUGAACAUGUUGGAGAUGAAGAUGAUUCAAGUGAUGAUGGUGCAGAAGUAAAUGAGGAAGGUACAAAAUGUAGUUACCCUUUAAUAUUUUUUUUUAAUGGUUGUGUCAUGGAAAUGGUAAGUAUGGUGGUGUGUUGA